CAAACGGCAAAGAUGGCGUCACAUUCAAACGGAUAUUGAGACAAACAUCUGUAAGUUCCUAUUUAAACGUACUAUACUGUCGUAACUUCAUCGCCACCGAGUUGUAUGAAGUAUAAAACAUUAUUGUUAUUUCAGAAGUUCUUACAUUUGUUGUCCAAAAUGCACUUAUUUGACCGCUUCGACAACGAUCCUCUUGUUUUGGGCAAAGCGGUCUUGCUGGCAAGGCAACGUUAGCUAAGCAACCUAACGUUAACUCAGCUAUCUCAAGGGUCUCUGACUAGCAAACAAACUAUCAGCGGGUUUACUGUCAAGCCAGAGAGGAAGCUAUCCAAUAUAGUUAGCCAGCCAAUGCCCAAUCCCGUUGCUUCAAUACUCCGCAAUUGUAUUUUUCGUUUACUUGCUAGCUAGAUAUUCUCAUACUAGUGGGACCUAUCUAGUUCACGUUAACUAGUAGUAGCUGGCUAGCUUAGCUCAUCGCCUUCACUUGUAAGGUAAACAAAACAUGAUUGUGUUUCCAAGGUUACAAAUAGGCUUUUAGCUAACCAGAUAUGCGCAUUAUUGGCUGUGUAAUACAUUCUCAGGGGACAACAGACUAGAAUCUGUAAGUCUGGACAGAGUAUCCUCUCUGACCUGGCAUUAUGCCAACGGAAAGACCAGCGGCAGUCACUUCGGAGCGGCUCCGGCAUCAUGACCGACCCAGACGAAAGGACAGUGUGCAGUCCAAGCCCUCCCUGCGGGCCUCACACCCCAGAUCAGCGGCUACUGCAGCCAAGUGCUGCGAGGAUGAGAUCAACAGACUGAAGGAGAUCAUCUGUGCUCUGCAGGCUGAGCGUCACCAACAGCGCUCCAGGGAAGAGGAGGGGGACAAGCUGGGGGGUGUUGGACUGGGACCGCGGGGGCCCGAGGAGCUACGAUGGAGGAUCAACCAGCUGGAGAGAGACAAGCUGGAACUAACCUUCAAACACAAUGAACAGGUAUCCUCUCUAGAGGGCCAGGUGACCAGGCUGAGAGCAGCAGUGGAGAGAGGAGAGGCACAGAGACAGACUCUUGAGUAUGAUAUGGCUGUGACCAGGAAGGAGGUUGGAGUGGAGAGAAGUAACGUCCAGGAAAACAUGGCUGCUCUCUGCAGUCAGAAUGAACAACUCACGGAGCUGCAGCAGAAAGUGUGUGUCCUUCAGAAGGCUCUGGAGAUCACGCGGAUGGCCCGGGAAGAGGACCAGCAUGCAUUGCAACAGGAAUUGGAGGAGCGGGACGGACUGGUGCUGAGCGCUAACACAGAGAAUGAUCAGCUCACUGCUGAGAACAAACACCUACACACCCUGCUGCAGGAACAGGAGGAGACUCUGCAGGAGCUGAAGAGGAGGAUGGGGGAGGUGCAUAGAGAGAGGGAGAGAGACGGGGAGGCACUACGACGACAGACCAGCGAACUGGGCUACAUCACAGAGAGAGAGGAGAGAAUGAAGAAAGAACUAGAGACCGCCCUACAGAGAGUCAAGACUCUAGAAACCAACAUAGAGUCUGAGAGAGCUGCUCAUCUGGAGUCUAAAUUCAACUCUGAGAUCAUCCAGCUGCGUAUCCGUGACCUGGAGUCAGCUCUACAGGUGGAGAAGUCUAGUCAGGCUGAAGCUGUGUCCAGUCUGGACAUGAUCAAACAACAGUUCAGAGAGGUGGAGAGAGCCUACAGCAUAGAGAGAGACAGGGCACGGGACGCUACUGGCAGACUGGCACAGCUGGAGAAGGACUACCUGAGUUCUAAGGCAGAGUGGAGUGCAGCGGUGGAGAAGGAGAGAAGAACUGCAUCACAACUCACAGACCAACUACAGGAACUACACACGCUACAUACACACAGCCUGACACAGCUGGACAUGGCUCGUAAGCGUCAGGUGUUACUAGAGGAGGAAUUUGAGAGCUAUCUUAGAGAGUUACAACAGCUACUGCAACUACACACCGCUGUAGGACCACCCACCACAGAAGAGCCUGUUGGAGAGGGAAGAAAGCACAGCCCAUCUACUGUCAUGAACAUGUUGAGGACCACCCUGACUACAUACCAGACCACCCUGGACCAGACUACUACAGAGGUCCUGGAUCAGCAGCAACAGUCAGAGAGGCUGGUCCAGGAAGUGCAGUCCAACCAGCGACUGAUGUCAGAACAGAAGUGUCAUUUAGAGGAGCUCCGUGUAGCGCUGUCCGACUGUAAUGUAGAGUUACAGCGUCUGAGAUCCCAGUGUUCUGACAAGACGCUCCAGACCAACAGACUACAGACUGACCUACAGACCGCCCAGCAACACUGGGAGAGGGAGAGAGACAGGGAGAAGCAGAGGGAAGGAGAGAGGGAGAAAACGAGGGAGAAGCAGAGGGAAGGAGAGCGGAAGAAGGAGAGAGAGAGGACAGUGGAGUUGCAGGCAGAAGUACAGAGGAUCAGACAACUCAAUCAGAACGAUUCUCAGGAGAAGUUGUCGUUCCUUCACGGUCUGUUCCAGCGUCUGUUAGCGGGCUGCGUCCUCGUCUCCCAGCCGCAAUGCAUCCUGGGUAGUUUCUCCUGGGCGGAGCUCUGUGAUGUCAUAACGGAACACGUCGACACCCUCACCUCUGACCUUACACGCGCCAACGAGAGGAAUUAA
Molecule: messenger RNA, 2621 nt
Organism: Salvelinus fontinalis (brook trout)
Lineage: Eukaryota; Metazoa; Chordata; Actinopteri; Salmoniformes; Salmonidae
Product: coiled-coil domain-containing protein 171-like
Exons: 15
Coding region: 639-2621 (660 amino acids)
Source: RefSeq, a predicted model, not a curated record